CUCGAUAGUAAAUCAGUAAUAAGCAAUCGACGACAUGGCUCAACUACAGAAGCUGGAGACGAAGGUUGCAAUGAAAUCACCAGAGAAGAUCGCAGCUUUCUUCAGGGACAGCUUCACCUCUUUCCCUCAAUUGGUCCCUGACGUUGUCAAGACUGCUGAGGUCAUGGGCGGCGGCCACAAGGCAGCAGGGCCUGGCUCCGUAUUGCUUCUCCAAUAUUCCUUCCCUGGGACCCCCUUAAUGAGCGUGAAGCUCAAGUGGGAAGAAGAAGCCAUGGAAGAAGCAGGAGACGGGAAGAAGUCGUGCUUGUUCACGGUGAUAGAAGGAGAGGUGCUGGAGAUGUACAAGAGUUACAGUCUGAAGAUUGAGAUGGACAGUGACGCUGGACUGUCAGGAUGGACGAAUGAGUACGAACUGGCGAACCCUAAUGUUGCUCCUCCUCAUGACUAUAUCGAAGCAUGCAAGCUGCUUGCUAAAGCCUGCGAUAAAUACUGCUGAAGGUUUUCUAUGCAUAAAUAACAAUUCUACUGUACGUUACUACAGUGUUAUAGUACCCAUGACGAUCAGCUCACUAGUGAAUUGGUUUCCAGGGAUUAAAUAAGAGACCACGAGGGCAACGGGCUGCGUUGUCCUCUGGCAUUUUAAGUUGUGUUUGACUGUUUGAGGUCUAGAAUCUCAGUGGAAUUAAAAAAUCGUAUUGCAAUGU
This is a messenger RNA of Linum trigynum, 704 nucleotides long. NCBI's taxonomy places the organism in Eukaryota, Viridiplantae, Streptophyta, Magnoliopsida, Malpighiales, Linaceae. The record is from the annotation of a GenBank genome assembly.